AUGUACUCUCAUACCUCACACGCCCUGGACUCUUCCCUGCUCACCGAGAGCUUGACAGAGCCAACUACUCAGCCAGGGACCUCUAGUAAAGUGUCGAACGGAACCCGAAUAGGCCUCACCUUCGGGGGCUUGUACACAGAAAACUGUCUUGCCAAGAUCUGGGACGUCGCAUCACGAUAUAUUACAAAACUUCCCGGUGAGUACCCGGAAACCGUUCCUAGUGACGGAGAACAGAAAGGUCAAUACAGCACGCGAGAAGCUCGCUUUUGGACCUGCGGAUUCUUCCCGGGGUCUCUAUAUUCGCUCCUCGAGCGAUCUUCCCGGUUUCCAAAGGCCUUGUCGCUACCUGCACAUGUGGAUACGUUCCAACUUCACGAUCAGCUACUGAUGCUCUGCCGGGAGUGGUCGGCGCCGCUACAUUUCAUGGCCACUCGACGGGAUACACAUGAUCUGGGCUUCAUUGUUCUUCCGAGUCUCCGGAUGGACUGGGAGUUGACGGGGAAUAGGAAGAGUCUUGAGGCAGUUGUUACGGCUGCAAAUAGCCUAGCUUCUCGGUUUGAUGAACGCGUCGGCGCUGUGCGGAGCUGGGAUAAGAUGCACAGUAAACGGUAUGAUAUCGAUGACAGAGAAAAUAACUUUCUGGUCAUCAUAGACAGCAUGUGCAAUAUGGAUUUGCUCUUUUAUGCCGGCUACCAUUCGCGGAAUCAAAAACUCAUUGACAUUGCCACGGCGCACGCUCACACUGUGCUCCGGACCAUCGUUCGAGAAGAUUUUUCGACUUUCCAUGUGUGCAAUUUUAACCCAAGAAAUGGGGAAGUGCAGUAUCAGCAGACCCACCAGGGUUAUUCGGACAAUUCAACAUGGAGCAGAGGUCAAGCGUGGGCCAUCCUAGGAUUCGCACAGACAUACGCCUGGACGAAAGACCCCAUUUUCUUGCACGCAGCAACCAAGCUAUCGGAUUACUUCCUGAAGCGCCUCUCGGAGUCUUCACACUGCCAUCCCUAUGUGCCGCUCUGGGACUUCGACGCACCGGUUGAAGGCGGCCAGGUUCCUCCGCGUGACACGUCAGCAGCCAUGAUUGCAGCGAACGGGUUUCUCAUUAUGCACCAAAUGCUGCAUGGAAGAGAUGGGACUGCAUACCUAGAUGCAGCAAUUCGCAUUGCGGAAGAUGUUGUGGCUCAUUCACUGGCGCCUGAGCAGGCGACCAUCCACAUAGAAGGGGACGGUAGGAUCGUUGCACAUAGGACAGGAUUCGACUCUAUCCUUAUGAAUGCAACUGCUAAUAAGAACAAGUAUGCCCUCAUGCCUUACUGGGAUCACGGGCUUGUGUAUGCAGAUUAUUAUUUCCUGGAGUUCGGAAAUAGACUGUUGCGGAUGGGGCUUGUUUAG
Messenger RNA from Penicillium daleae, 1389 nucleotides. Its product is annotated as Glycoside hydrolase family 88 protein. Gene Ontology annotation, biological process: polysaccharide catabolic process. The transcript has 4 exons. Bases 1 to 1389 code for a protein of 462 amino acids. The record is from RefSeq and is a predicted model, not a curated record. NCBI's taxonomy places the organism in Eukaryota, Fungi, Ascomycota, Eurotiomycetes, Eurotiales, Aspergillaceae. Gene Ontology annotation, molecular function: chondroitin hydrolase activity.